CUGAAGUCUUGAAGCUCGUACCGUCUCUCUUGUGUCCAUCGCUGCUCUCCACUGCUUUCGCCAUGGCCGACCUCUCCGCACCACCAGUCAUGCAAGACCCCAUGCAAGGCAUCCCGCCGCCCAUCGCCGCCCCCACCCCCGUCGCCGGCGCACCCAUCCCCCUUGCCGGCAUGGCAGUUCCCCCAGCAGGUGCGGCGCAACCCCCACCCGCCGAGGAGCAGGCGACGGAGACGCUGUACAUCCAGAACCUGAACGAGAAGAUCAAGAUCCCGGUGCUGAAGGCGUCCCUGCGCGGCCUGUUCAAAUCGUACGGCGAGGUGCUCGACGUGGUCGCGCACAGCAACCUGCGCAUGCGCGGGCAGGCGUUCGUGUCGUUUGCGGAUGCGGACGUCGCGAAAAAGGCGUUGAAGGAGGUCCGCGGGUUCCCGCUGUACACAAAACCGAUGCAAAUAUCGUUUGCGAGGACACGAUCGGACGCUGUUGUGAAGAAGCUGGACGAGGAUAACUUUGACUCGCACAAGGAGAAAAGACUAGAACACAAGAAGGCCACGCGUUACACGAACCCCAUUAAGAAGAAGUACCGCCAGAAGCGGUUGGCUGCCGAGAUGGACGGUGGCGCGGCAGCACCAGCAGCGAAGCGGCCAAACGUCCAGAUGCCGGACGAGUACCUGCCGCCCAACAAGAUUCUCUUCCUGCAAAACCUGCCCAAGAACGUCAGCAAGGACCAGCUCAUGGCACUCUUCGCGCAGUACCCGAACCUCCACGAGGUCCGUCUCAUCCCCACGAAGAAGGACAUCGCGUUCGUGGAGUUCCUGGACGAAGCGAGUGCGACCGUGGCGAAGGAUGCGCUGCACAACUACAAGCUGGACGGCGAGAACAAGAUCAAGAUCACCUUCGCGCGCAAGUGAUCGUUUCAUUACCUUGCUCCGGAACUGAUGCUUGCGGGGAGUUGUUCUCAUACGUACGUUAUUGCCCCUGUAUUCUUGCGCGCCGUCGCAGUGUAUUAUAUGGGCUUGUCUCGCCGAUAUCCACCCAUCGGACCGCCCACUCUUGUUGUGUCGCUCGCAAAACCUUUU
This is a messenger RNA of Trametes versicolor FP-101664 SS1, 1076 nucleotides long. Its product is annotated as RNA-binding domain-containing protein. Gene Ontology annotation, biological process: mRNA splicing, via spliceosome. The coding region runs from base 63 to 908 and encodes 281 amino acids. Gene Ontology annotation, cellular component: U1 snRNP. Gene Ontology annotation, molecular function: U1 snRNA binding. The transcript has 5 exons. NCBI's taxonomy places the organism in Eukaryota, Fungi, Basidiomycota, Agaricomycetes, Polyporales, Polyporaceae. The record is from RefSeq and is a predicted model, not a curated record.